Messenger RNA from Ochotona curzoniae (black-lipped pika), 1787 nucleotides. RefSeq names its product FGGY carbohydrate kinase domain containing (gene FGGY). The record is from RefSeq and is a predicted model, not a curated record. Bases 26 to 1678 code for a protein of 550 amino acids. Lineage: Eukaryota; Metazoa; Chordata; Mammalia; Lagomorpha; Ochotonidae. The transcript has 15 exons. Gene Ontology annotation, molecular function: phosphotransferase activity, alcohol group as acceptor; kinase activity. Gene Ontology annotation, biological process: carbohydrate metabolic process.
UCACAGAUUUUUGGCAUUGCUCACAAUGUCUGGCGAACAGGAAACAGGGAGCUACUAUUUGGGUGUGGAUGUUGGAACUGGCAGUGUCCGAGCAGCUCUGGUGGACCAGUGUGGUGUCCUUUUGGCUUUUGCAGACCAUCCAAUUAAGAAGUGGGAGCCUCAGUUCAACCACCAUGAGCAGUCCUCUGAGGACAUCUGGGCUGCAUGCUGUGUUGUCACAAAGAAAGUUGUACAUGGAAUUGAUUUAAACCGAAUUCGAGGACUUGGGUUUGAUGCCACAUGUUCUCUGGUUGUUUUAGAUAAGCAGUUUCAUCCUUUGCCGGUAAACCAUGAAGGGGAUGCUCAUCGAAAUGUCAUCAUGUGGCUGGACCAUCGUGCAGUCAGCCAGGUCCAGAGGAUCAACAAGACCAAGCAUAGAGUCUUGCAGUAUGUUGGGGGAGUGAUGUCUGUGGAAAUGCAGGCCCCAAAGCUUCUGUGGCUGAAGGAGAACUUGAGAGAGAGUUGCUGGGACAAGGCGGGACAUUUCUUUGAUCUCCCAGACUUCUUAUCGUGGAAGGCAACAGGUGUCACAGCACGGUCACUCUGCUCACUGGUGUGCAAAUGGACAUACUCAGCAGAAAAAGGCUGGGAUGACAGUUUCUGGAAGAUGAUUGGUUUGGAAGACUUUAUAACAGACAAUUACAGCAAAAUAGGAAAACAAGUGCUACCACCCGGAACUCCUCUUGGAAAUGGGCUCACACCAGAGGCAGCAAAAGACCUUGGCCUUCCCUCUGGGAUUGCAGUGGCAACCUCACUCAUUGAUGCCCACGCAGGAGGACUAGGAGUGAUUGGAGCAGAUGUGAGGGGUCAUGGCCUCGCCUGUGAGGGACAGCCAAUGACAUCACGGCUGGCCAUCAUCUGUGGAACGUCUUCUUGUCACAUGGGGAUCAGCAAGGACCCAAUUUUUGUACCUGGUGUCUGGGGGCCUUAUUUCUCAGCCAUGGUUCCUGAUUUCUGGUUGAAUGAAGGUGGCCAGAGUGUUACUGGGAAAUUGAUAGACCACAUGGUGCAGGGCCAUGCUGCUUUCCCUGAACUACAAGCCAAGGCCACAGCUAGUUGCCAGAGUGUAUAUGCAUAUUUGAACAGUCACCUGGAUCUGAUUAAGAAGGCUCAGUCUGUGGGUUUCCUCACUGUUGAUUUGCAUGUUUGGCCAGAUUUCCAUGGCAACCGGUCUCCCUUAGCAGAUCUGACACUAAAGGGCAUGGUCACUGGAUUGAAACUGUCCCAGGACCUCGAUGAUCUUGCCAUUCUCUACCUGGCCACAAUUCAGGCAAUUGCUUUUGGGACCCGCUUCAUUAUAGAGGCCUUGGAGGGAGCAGGCCAUUCCAUUACAACUCUUUUCUUGUGUGGAGGCCUGAGUAAGAAUCCUCUUUUUGUGCAAAUGCAUGCAGACAUCACUGGCAUGCCUGUGGUCCUGUCACAAGAGGUGGAGUCUGUUCUUGUGGGUGCUGCUAUUCUGGGUGCGUGUGCCUCGGGGGAUUUUGCUUCUGUGCAGGAGGCAAUGGCCAGAAUGAGCAAAGUUGGAAAAGUCGUGUUUCCAAGACAUGAGGAUAAAAAGUUUUAUGACAAGAAAUAUCGAGUAUUCCUGAAGCUGGUUGAACACCAGAAAGAGUACGCGGCAAUCAUGCAUGGGGACUGAACAAUGCAUUGGCUGCACUGGGUACCUCCAUCAUUUCAUUUCUUACUGAGGCCCUUUUGAUAUCAUAUCAUGAUUUCUGCAUUGUAUGCCAAUAAAGAAAACUACAUAU